This is a messenger RNA of Alnus glutinosa, 2256 nucleotides long. RefSeq lists its product as uncharacterized. The record is from RefSeq and is a predicted model, not a curated record. Gene Ontology annotation, molecular function: catalytic activity. Lineage: Eukaryota; Viridiplantae; Streptophyta; Magnoliopsida; Fagales; Betulaceae.
UUUUAAAUCAUGGUUAAGUAGGUUUGCUCUUUGACCAGACUCUCCGCUUGGCUGGCUUUGACGCAAAACUUGGCAGAAAGAGAGAAGGAGUAGCAGAAAGUCCCACAAAGAGGAAGCCAUGCCGUCGGACAAGUGUCCUCCCAGAGCUGUUGGCUCGACACAUAGCUCCGGCACUAACUGGUUUUUCUUCUUCUUGUUCUUUAAGAUUUGUUGCCAUGCUGCUACUCCAACUGUUGCAUCUCAUUCUCGGUCCCUGCCCCAUAACUCCACUUGCCCCGACUUUGCCCCGACUUCCACAAAUAUGGGCAGUAAGAACAACAGUGAAUAUUUGGAAAAGAUUAGUGAAAUUGCAUCCCUUAGAUGUGCAUUUGAGUUAUUUGAUGCCAACUUCUUCAGCAAUAAAAAGAUUCUGGCGAUUGUCAAGGGUGCGAAAGAGUUUAAUAUCCCUCUAAUUAGAGCCAAUCGGAAAUUAGUUGCUUCUGUUAAUGGAGGACUGCAUAAUCCAUCUUCUUUGGUGUUCAAUCCUGAGUGGGACAAUGAGCAACCACAACGAAUAAGCAAAAGAUUUAAUUAUCCUUCUAUCUCUGGCACUAAGAGACCAGAAAGUGAAGAAGAUAUUGCCUUCAUGAGUGUUCUUGAAUUAGGGGAACUGAUUAAGACAAAACAAAUUACUUCAGAGGAGCUUACUCAUAUUUUUUUGCAGAGGUUGAAAAGGUACAAUCGUGUUCUUGAAGCUGUGGUCUCGUAUACUGAAGAACUUGCAUACAAGCAAGCCAAGGAGGCUGAUAAGUUGCUUGCUCGAGGGCUGUAUUUGGGUCCUCUCCAUGGAAUUCCUUAUGGGUUGAAGGAUACAAUUUCAGUACCCCAGUUUAAAACAACUUGGGGUUCAAAAACUUUCAAAGAUCAAGUUCUUGACAUUGAAGCUGGGGUAUACAAGAGGUUGAAGGCUGCAGGGGCAGUUCUUGUUGCAAAGCUUGUUUCUGGAUCUCUGGCAUAUGAUGACAUAUGGUAUGGUGGUAGGACAAGGAACCCAUGGAACAUAGAGGAAUUUUCAACAGGUUCAUCAGCCGGGCCUGCUGCGUGCACCUCAGCUGGUAUGGUUCCAUUUGCAAUUGGUUCAGAAACAGCUGGCUCUAUAACCUAUCCCGCUACCCGUUGUGGUGUGACAGCAUUGCGCCCCACAUUCGGCACUGUAGGCCGAACUGGUGUAAUGAGCAUAUCUGAAAGCUUGGACAAACUUGGCCCAUUCUGUAGAAGCGCCACAGAUUGCACUAUUAUUCUGGAUGCUAUUCGAGGUAGGGAUCCAGAUGAUCCCUCGUCCAGAGACAGUCCCCUUAAUGACCCAUUCUUGGUUGACCUCACAAAGCUUACCGUUGGAUAUCUUGAUGAUGCUGAGAUGGAGGUUGUUCAUGUUCUUGCUUCAAAGGGUGUUAAUGUUGUUCCCUUCAAACUGAACUAUACAGUCGAUUCUGUUCAAGGUAUUCUGAAUUUUACAAUGGACGUUGAUAUGUUGGCUCACUUUGAUGAGUGGCAGCGCGCAGGGGAGGACAAUGAUUAUGAAGCUCAAGAUCAGUGGCCUACUGAGCUACGCCGUGCACGCAUGAUUCCAGCAGUAGACUAUGUUCAGGCACAAAGAGCACGGGGGAAGUUAAUCCGGGAAGUAAGAGAGAGUUUUACUGUUGAUGCAAUCAUUGGCAAUGCAACUGACUGGGAGAAAGUUUGCAUGGGAAAUCUCGUGGGUAUGCCUGUAAUUGUUGUUCCAACAGGAUUUAAGAAUAUAGAAAAUCCACCUUUCGGUGGCAGCCGACGGAGAACCACCAUCACCACCGGCAUAUAUGCACCUCCUCAUCAUGAUCACAUUGCUCUAGCGCUAGCAAUGGCUUACCAAUCAGUUACUGAUCACCAUAAACAACGCCCACCCAUUAAUGAUCUUGGGCCAAACGUCUCGAUUUGAAAUCCACGGAGUUACCUACCUCCUAGACUAUUGCAUUGUUGAAGGUGUUGAAUAAUAAACUUAAUUUUAAUAAUAUUUGUUUGAGUCUUUUAUUAUUCUUGUAAGUUAUUUAGUGACUUGAAAAGGUUGUGUCUUUUGGGUUUUCAAGAGUUAUUUUACAUAGGAGUUACAUGGGAGUUAUAUGUAAUGUAAAUGAAUUAAAUUAAUGUGAAGUUAGAAGGGUCAUUUGUAUCCUAUAAAUAUCCAUGUAAGCAAGUUAUUUUUAAUUAAGUAGAAUAAAAUAAUACAAAGUCCUCUAUCAA